Molecule: messenger RNA, 1032 nt
Organism: Eriocheir sinensis (Chinese mitten crab)
Lineage: Eukaryota; Metazoa; Arthropoda; Malacostraca; Decapoda; Varunidae
Exons: 4
Coding region: 22-1032 (336 amino acids)
Source: RefSeq, a predicted model, not a curated record
AGGACAUUUCAUCAGGAGAAGAUGAGCCUGCUUACUGAGGUUGCUAACAACAGCAUAAACCCAAAGUACCGUGCAGUGUCUCACCUGCACGAUGUUUGGCUUAAGGAAAACCAUGGCGGGCUUGGAGGAUUCAGUAUGCAGACUGCCAUUGAGAAGUACUUUCAAAGCAACCCAGGAUCUCUAAUUGAAAUGGAAUUCUCUGAAACGAGCUUCGCUAUUGCCCUCGUCACUCCUCUCAUGCAAAGAAUCCACCAGAAGCUGAAAGAAUCUGCCGAAGUGGUGUUUGUAGACACCACCAGUCACGUGGAUCAGAUUAAUACAGCGGUGACGCUUUUGUUGUGUGCUGGACCAUCUGGCGCCUUGCCUUUGGGCUUGAUCUUCACGUCAUCACAAGAACAGUCCAGCUUUAUCAAAGGGUUCAAACUGCUGAAGCUCGCUCUUGGAGGAGAUGGUUUCUACAGAGUUGGACAUCCUAAUUGUUUCGUGACGGACAACUGCGAUGCUGAGAGGCAUGCCCUGCAGUCAGUAUGGCCUGAAUCACAUUUAUUUUUGUGUGUAUUCCACAUUCUUCAGCAAAUAUGGCGAUGGCUCUGGGAUUCACACCAUGGAAUAAAAAAAGAUGAUCGCCAACGGCUGAUGGCAGUCGCUAAGCAGCUGGUCUACUCAGACUCAGAAGAAACUUUCAACAGUAUAUGGACUUCCUUCAAUGGAAGUGAAGAUGCUCAAACAUACAGUCGGUACUGCAGCUACCUCAGCAAGCUGUUCGAGCGGAGACACGAGUGGAGCAUCUGGGCACGCAAGGGUUUCUUCCUGAGAGGUCAUAACACGAAUAACUUUGCAGAAUCUACAAUUUGCAUUGUCAAGGAUGUUAUUCUGAAUCGGUGCAAGGCCUACAACACAACUCAACUGGUGGUGUAUAUGAAUGAGAUAUUCGAGAACUACGUACAUGAGGCAACGUCUACUCGAUGUUGCUCUGAAGAGGCGCAGAGCCAAGCCUAUCAUGACUACCUCGGUUCGGCCCGAGAAUGUUGA